Molecule: messenger RNA, 486 nt
Organism: Zea mays
Lineage: Eukaryota; Viridiplantae; Streptophyta; Magnoliopsida; Poales; Poaceae
Exons: 2
Coding region: 90-242 (50 amino acids)
Source: RefSeq, marked validated
GUCUCGACAGAACCGUGACAGAAAUCCCCAUCCCAAGCGAGGGUUUUGCUGCUGCUCCAGCCGGACCCAGGACGAGAAGAAGCGGCGCGAUGGCGGUGGGCGACCUGGCGUUCAAGGCGCUGACGGCUGGGCUGGGCGUCGCCACGCUCUACCUCGCCGCCACCUUCUCCGUCAACGUCUACCGCGGCCUCUCGUGGCACUCCGAGCAGUCCAAGCUAGAAAAGGCGAAAACCGAAGAUUGAAAAAGACCAGCAAGCAGUUUUAGAGAGCAGAUGAAAGGCGGGCAUUUUUGUUGAUGUCUUAUCUUUCGUGUCAAUUGUGUUUUUGCUUGUCCCGUAGACCUUUCAGGAUAUCUGGAGUGUAUCUUCAAGUAUGUGAUAUAUAUAUAUACGAUUCAAGAACCUGUCUGGGAUGAUUAUUCAUCUUUCGGGACACGUCCUGUUUGGAUCAUUAUAUAACAACAUCGCAAAUGUCUUGUGUAUGUAA